This is a messenger RNA of Hermetia illucens (black soldier fly), 701 nucleotides long. RefSeq lists its product as uncharacterized. Gene Ontology annotation, cellular component: cytoplasm; lysosome; Ragulator complex. Gene Ontology annotation, molecular function: guanyl-nucleotide exchange factor activity. Lineage: Eukaryota; Metazoa; Arthropoda; Insecta; Diptera; Stratiomyidae. The coding region runs from base 121 to 402 and encodes 93 amino acids. The record is from RefSeq and is a predicted model, not a curated record. The transcript has 4 exons. Gene Ontology annotation, biological process: cellular response to amino acid stimulus; positive regulation of TORC1 signaling.
UAGCAGUUCAUUGGCUUCGUAUGGACCAUCUUGGCCUUGGCGGUGGAACAGCUGAUUCUUGACGUUUUGUCAAGUGAUUUUCUGGGAGAUAAACAAAGUUUGUGGUUUUUUGCUGGUGCAAUGGAGCAGAGUUUACAGAAGUGCAUUAGCGAAAUAAUUUCGACUCCAAACACGACUGGAUGUCUGUUCGCAAAUAGGCAGGGAUUGUGCUAUGGGGCCGCUGGAACAGCUUCGGAGAUUGCAUCAGGAAUAGCAGUGGCCAUUUCGGAGCAGGCCUGUAAAUUGGAGCCGAAUGCAAAUCCUCCCAUCAUUGCUUUGGAAGGAGGAAACAAAACUUGUUUGAUUCAGAGAAAUGGAGCUGUGACUGGCGUCAUAUUCAAGCAAAACGGAAAUCAAAGAUAAUUUAUAAGACGGGCUUCCAAAAUAUUAUUUUUUCUUGCAAUAUUCGUUUACGUGUUGAUUAUUACGUUGUAGUUUACGUCAAGGAACAAUUAAAUGUUGAAUUUAUCUCUAACGAUACGUAAAGUUAGAAGCUUGUAUGGAAAUUGAUUGUGUUUAUGUUUUUCUUUCCUCAAUUGGCGAAUGUUUAUUGGAGGAACCGUUGAAAAGUAAAGUUUUGGCAAAAAGGAGUUAUCUACCGUUUCUUUUGUACCAAAAAAUGAAUAUUCACAGAAAUACGAAUAAAUAAUUAUUGAACUAAA